Astyanax mexicanus (Mexican tetra) is the source of this 4224-nucleotide messenger RNA. RefSeq names its product cornichon family AMPA receptor auxiliary protein 4 (gene cnih4). The transcript has 4 exons. The coding region runs from base 740 to 976 and encodes 78 amino acids. Gene Ontology annotation, biological process: endoplasmic reticulum to Golgi vesicle-mediated transport. The record is from RefSeq and is a predicted model, not a curated record. Gene Ontology annotation, cellular component: endoplasmic reticulum membrane; COPII-coated ER to Golgi transport vesicle. NCBI's taxonomy places the organism in Eukaryota, Metazoa, Chordata, Actinopteri, Characiformes, Acestrorhamphidae.
UUAAAUGCGGGAGGGCGGUUAGCUGGACACCCUUAGUGAGCUGCUUGGUUACGCUGUAGAGGAGGAGGCGCGCGGACACACCGCCUCAGGUCUUACCUCGGGUCUGAUCCAUCUCUAACAAACACACCGAAUAUUAACCAGACCCGAUGCCCUGAGUGUCUGUACCACCGGGGGCUGAUUCAGUUUAGAUUAGGCCUAAUCCGCGCGCAGGAGAGAGAGUCUGCAGCGAAUUAACGCUAGCCUAGGUUCUGUUAAUGCGGCUUUAGUGCAGGAGCUGCCUGCUAGUUAGCCUAACGUUAGUUAGUUUUGUUGAAUUGGAAUAUUUGAAUGUUCCAGGACACAAAGCCGUUAAACUCUGAGCUAAUGAGCGGUUUGGCUCCGUUUAACCUGUUAAAUUUGGGUUUGAUUUAUGUUACUGAUUUGAAAUUAUUAAGUGGAGUAGAGGGUGGAUAGGCAGCAGAAUGUGAAUGUAAAUUUUACUGCAGAGUAAAAGGGUUAUGUAUCAUCUACACUUGUAGCCUGCAUAUAUUUCAAGGCCUCUAGAGGGGUUAAAGUGUGUCCUGGAGAUCUAUUUUAAGAAGCUAGAUUAGCUCCCGUACUGCAUGUUUCAGCUCAAACCUAAAUCUAACUAGCUCUAUAACAAACCCCGUUCAGCCAUUCCAGCACUACAGAAGGCAGUAAUCGUGUGGAUCAGUGGGUCAUACCCGAACUAAUUGGCCAGUCUCUGGCGACAGUUUUGAUGCUAGUCUCCAUGCACUGGUUCAUUUUCCUCCUCAAUCUUCCUGUGGCAUCGUGGAACGUUUACAGAUAUGUGAAGGUUCCUAUGGGUAACAUGGGAGUGUUUGACCCAACGGAGAUUCACAAUAGGGGCCAAUUGAAGUCUCACAUGAAGGAGGCCAUGAUUAAACUGGGCUUUCACCUACUUUGCUUUUUCAUCUACUUGUACAGCAUGAUCCUGGCACUGAUCAAUGAUUGAUGCCCUGGGGCCGUAAGAACCUAAACUGCCAAAUCAUAAACUGUCCGCUCUGCGCCGUGAAAGAAUAGAUUCAUCAGUCACGGACAGAGCCACAUCAAGGAAAACACUCCAUCAGACACCUCACCCAGCAUAAAUCCCACCCCCCCUCCCCCUUACUGAAAUAACAGAAGUGUUGCAGUCUCAAUGCUGUCCUGGAUCAACUUGAGAGACAGGUGUCCCCUAUGUAUCUUUUUAUUUGUGUAUUUGCAAUGAAGUUCAGCUGUGUGUAGUUGCUUUAUUUAGCUGUUUGUUCAGCAUUGCUGCAUUGCUCACAUCGUGCACUGCUUCUCAGGGCUGAAGCAACAUGACAAUCGCACUGACUCAUGGGGGUGACCGAUUGGCUUAGAGCUUGUGAGCAUGUCAUCUUUUCAGGCUUGUCUUAAAUAUGCUGUCAUUGUACACGUGUCCACCUGUCUUCAAGAUGGAUAUGUAUAUUUUUUAUUGUUAGUUGCUGGAAUACUCUUUUUAUACAAAGUUUUAUUGUUGCUGAGUUAUGGAAACUGGGAUAUGUAAUUAAUAAGCACAUUUACAGGCAUGCCCUACAAUUGUGUGUCCUUAAUAGAAUACGUGGUAUUUUGUUUAUGAUUCGUUCAAAGUUACACAUUUGAUUGUUUUCUGCAUUGCGGUUUCUGUGGUUUUUGGUUGCUUUCAUCACAUAGGCUGACAUUGUUACCUCUGUGCCUUCUGGUUUUCAUUUUAACAAAUGUGCUUGUUCAUCUGUAAAGCAAAUGUUUCUGGGAGCCAUUGUCUUCUAUUUCUGUUAAAAAUUAAGUGGCAUCUCAGAGAGUUUAAGUAGAAUGAAAAACACUAUGCUCAGGGGUAAUAAACUUGGGAACUGCUGGCUUUUCCAUGACAAUACACCAACUCUGCGCAAAACUUUAUUUCCCCUCUUGCUGUCAAAUAGAAAUUUUGGAUCUCCAUAAUGUCAGAUUUAAAGCAGAAAGAGAAAAACAGUUCAGUGAAAGUCAGUGUAAAAUGAUUUUAUAUUAAGCAUUUCUAUUAUUGUCAGAUUCAUAUGGAAAAAAGGCAAAAAUGGAGAUUUAAUAUUUUUGUGUGACUGUGAUCGCUUAUUUCCUGCAGUUAAUGGUUCCAUGUAUGUUCUGCAUUCGAUUCUUAUGCUGCAUUCACAUGCUAUCAGAAUUAAGGGUAAUACAGGUUGCUAACUUGUAAGGUGCACAUGACUUGUUGGUCCAACAACAAAGGUCCAACAACAAAGCUUAAAAAUGUGAUGUGCUCUUACUAUUCUCUGACUUGCAUGUGAAUGCAGUUUUAGAGUCGUUCAAACCUGCUAUACAAAACCUGUUUAGCUUCUGCCAUCUAACAGUUAACAAAUGCUUCAGUAGCAUCUGAAUAAUAGUACUUUCUUCAAAAAUCUUCACCAGAGUUCUUUAGUGUUGACAGAGGCAGUUUUCCGUUUUCCAGACAUUGAAAAGAAGUACAAUCUAGAACUAGGCCUAAUCCAUGUCUGGAAAUCUGUCUUGGAAAUCGUCUAACAGCUUCAAACAUAUGAGUAUGAGGGGUGCUUUUUGUUAGUUAGAAUAAAAAACAAGUGAAUAUGGGCAGUACAUAUAUUUUUUCAUAAUUGUGAAAAAACAUAUUUUUGAGUAUAUUGUGGAUAUUAUAUCAUUGAUAUCUCUUUAAUAGUGCAGUUUAAGUGGAUGUAGUUCAGCUAUUAUUACAUCUAAUCUAAAAAUGCUUUAUUACAUUAUUAUCCUCCUUUCACCCUGUUCUUUAGUGGUGUGGACCCCACAGUACCAGCACAGAGCAGGUAAAUCUUAGCACUGCAGUUACACUGACAACAGAUGAGCUUCUGUCUGUGACUUUACAGCUACAAAUUGGACCAGCCUGGUUGGAGUGUCUAACAGAGUGGACAUUGACUGGACGCUGUUUAAAAACUUCAGCAGCAAUGCUGUAUCUGAUCCACGUACUGUACCAGCACAACACACACUAACUAACACACCAUCACCAUCACAUGUCAGUGUUGCUGCAGUGCUGUGAAUGACAAACCACCCCAAUAAUAGCUGCUCUGUGGUCUUUAAUUGCCAGUCCCUCUGUACAGUAUUCAGUAUCUGAAAAACAUGGGCACCCUUUUCAUUACUUGAUCUGCAAUAGUCAGCCAGCAAUCACAUGGCUACAAUACCUAUAGUUUGGCCUUGCCAUGGGAAUGAGGGGGCACCUUUUUGUUAAAGUGAGUGUACUGUCAGUGAGUCUGCCCACCUGCUGCCUUCCUUUCUUUCAGUUCUGUGCACUCAUUUUCUGAGCCAGCUUUCUGUGAAAAUCCCUCCUUUCAAAAAAUGCAAUGCAAAAGAUGUCCAUCUGAAUACACAGCUCCAACUUCACCCUCAGUUAAUGGUUUUGUACUCUUUCCAAAGGAGGCACAUCUGGUAACAAAAAACAUUCAUAUGGCAUAACAGUCAUUUCAUAUAGUCUUGUGAUGUUUUCAAACCACUGAAAUUCCUUUUCAAAGCAUGUUUACUUAUUCUUACAAACUACAUGUUCCAAAGAAGUGACUUUGCAGAAACACUAUGUACUGUAUAUGGAAAAAGUAUGGAUCAUGGCAAGGGUACCAGAUGGAGAUAAAAUAUGGUCCUUCUCACACCUGGACACUUCAUGUGACUAGUAUCUGGAUUAUAUCCUGGAAGGAUUUCGGCUGCAUAUAGGUACACUUGGUAGUCAAAAGUGCUUAGUGUCCAGUUCAGUUAUUUUCAGACCAAUUAUAGUCAGAUUAUAAUUUUUUGUAACAUUUUUUUAUUUUUUUAUGCGGCUUCUCAUCCAAAUAUAAUACUGAUACAAUACAUGAAGUGACCAGUUGUGAUAGUUGUUUAUAUUUACAGUAUUGGGGCUAGUGUCAUAAGAUAUUAUUUACAUUACCAUAUCAGUACCAGUAUUUAGUAUGUAUACAAGUACAUAUACGUUUAGUACUUAUAUUUCAAAACAAGAAGGAAAAUAAAAACCUAUGGUUCUAGGAUCUUCCACUCAUUCCUGCAGUCUGCUAAAGGAUUUGGUGGAAAACAGUGUGAACUUUACACAGUCAAGGGAUUGACUAGUUUGUAAUUUGUUUUCUGUGGAUUGCCUGAAAAUGGUCAAAGUAUUUUAAAGGAGAAUGUGAGAUGGAGACACUUUUCAGUUAACCGGAAUACAAGUACAUGAACUUUGCUUUGUCACCUGUCACUCAAAAUGAAUUGAAUUAAAUCAUUUUAAGACCUUGA